UUAUGCCUCCUCCCCCAGCGUCCCCGUUGAACACCCGUGGUGAAGCAGCGCAUGCUAUUGGGAGGAAGAACCAACUUUCUGGGGUAGCCUACAACACAAAAUAGCUUACUACGCGCUGUGAACAUGGCUGCAGUUACAACCAAAGGUACCGAACAAGACUCCACACCGACAAACGAGCAAAAUGGAACAUUGGACAAAGGAGAAAAUGGGAAUAAGAAGCAGGGCCCCGCAGACUCGAAACAGGAACCGGGUGACAACAAGGACGGACCAGAAAUGGACGUGAGCAACCGAGACAGCAAAGAGGAGAAGCAUUCAGUCGCACUAGAAGUCGCAAAAGAAUCGGUUUUGUCCACGGAAAAUGGUAACAAAGAAGAACCGACCUGUGAACUGUCUGAACCGGUUAAAAGUCCCGUGGAGGGAAUCCCUGCGAGCAGCACCGAAACCCGGGAGAGCAUCGUGGAGCUGAAACCAGAACAAAGAGAGGAGAGCGCGUCCUCGCCUCCCAGCUCCGACAAGACCAAAAGCGAGGAAUCCACGGAGAAAACCGACCGCGGUAUCAAAAGACGGGCCAGUGUGGAGAUUUCAUCCUCUGAUGGAGAACCUCUCAGUCGAAUGGAUUCGGAAGACAGUAUCAGCAGUACUCUGAUGGACAUGGAGAGCACAGCGUCCAGCGGGCGCUCCACACCUGCCAUGAUGAACGGGCACGGCCCGGGCACCGCCACCCCGUCGGUGGGUAAGGGCGUGGCAUACACCUGCUGCUGGGACCAAUGCCAGCUCCUCUUCACCACCAGCCCAGACCUGGCUGAGCACAUCAGGGGCGUGCACGUGGACGGACAGCGGGGAGGGGUAUGCAGUGUGUUUGUGUGUCUGUGGAAGGGCUGCAAGGUCUAUAACACCCCGUCGACCAGUCAGAGCUGGCUUCAGAGACACAUGGUCUCACACAGUGGAGACAAACCAUUCAAGUGUGUGGUGGGGGGUUGCAAUGCCACGUUUGCCUCCCAGGGGGGGCUGGCGCGCCACGUACCCACCCACUUCAGCUCCCAGAACUCCAACAAGCUGGCCAAUCAGGGCAAGAUGAAGGAGGAUUCACCUUCGAAGGCGGGGCUUAACAAGAGGCGGAAACUCAAGAAUAAACGCAGGAGGUCUUUACUGUGUUCUGUCCCUCCAGCACGACCUCACGACUUCUUUGAUGCCCAGACCAUGGAUGCUAUCAGACACCGGGCCAUCUGCCUCAACCUGGCUACACAUAUAGAGAGCCUGGGCAACGGACACAGUGUGGUGUUUCACAGCACGGUAAUAGCGAGGAGGAAGGAAGAUUCUGGGAAGGUUAAAGUCCUCCUCCACUGGACUCCCGAGGACAUACUUCCUGAUGUGUGGGUGAAUGAGAGUGACCGGCCGCAGCAGAAGACCAAGGUGGUCCAUCUCUCCCAGUUGCCCCAGGACACACAUGUACUGCUGGACCCCAACAUAUACAGGAUGUUCUUCUAGAGACUAAGAACAACCAAUCAAGAGACUUCGAAGGAGCCUGCUGAUAUCACCUCUCAUAGGAAGUCCCUAUGUCUUGUCUGGGCAGGAGUGAAAACCAGAGAUUUCAAUACCUUAUUUCCCCCUUUUUUCUUGGUUCAAUUUCUGCUCUUUUCACUUUCUUUUCAAUGUCAAAUUCCUCCAAAUGACAAAGUGAAUUUAGUAUUAGUUUUGAAUGGUUUCUGAAAAUACACUAUGUACACAGUAGUGUGUGGACACCCCUACAAAUUAGCGGAUUUGGCUAUUUCAGCCACACCCAUUGCUGACAGAUGUAUUAAAUUGGGCACACAGCCAUGCAAUCUCCAUAGACAAACAUUUGCAGUGGAAUGGCCUUACUGAAGAGCUCAGUGAAUUUCAACAUGGCACCGUCAUAGGAUGCCACCUUUCCAACAAGUCAGUUUUCUGCCCUGCUAAAGCUGUCAUGGUCAGCUGUAGGUGUUUUUAUUGUGAACUGGAAAUGUCUAGGAUCAACAACGGCUCAGCCGCGAAGUGGUAGGCCACAAAAGCUCACAGAAUGGAAGUGCUGAAGCACAUAGUGUGUAAACAUUGUCUGUCCUCGGUUUCAGCACUCACUACGGAGUUCCAAAUUGCCUCUUGACGCAACAUCAACCCAAGAACUGUUCGUCGGGAGUUUCAUUAAGUGGGUUUCCAUGACCCGAGCAGCUGCACACAAGCCUUAGAUCACCAUGCGCCAAGCCAAGCAGUGGCUGGUGUAAAGCUCCCCUCCAUUGGACUCUGGCGCAGUGGAAACGCAUUCUCUGGAGUGAUGAAUCACGCUUCACCAUCUGGCAGUCUGACGGCCAAAUCUAGGCUUGGCGGAUGCCACCUGCCCAAACGCAUAGUGCCAACUGUAAAGUUUGGAGGAAGAAUACUUUUUUCAUGGUUUAGGCUAGGGCCCUUAGUUCCAGUGAAGGGAAAUAUUAACCCUACAGCAUACGAUAUUCUAGACGCUAUGUGCUUCCAACUUUGUGGCAACAGUUUGGGGAAGGCCCUUUCCUGUUUCAGCAUGACAAUGCCCACAUGCACAAAGCAAGGUCCAUACAGAAAUGGUUUGUCGAGAUCGGUGUGAAAGAAGCUGACUUGCCUGCAGAGGGCCCUGACCUCAACUCAAUCGAACCUUUGGGAUGAAUUGGAACGCCGACUGCGAGCCAGGCCUCAUCGGCCAACAUCCGUGACUGCCCGACCUCACUAAUGCGCUUGUGGCUGAAUGGAAACAAGUCCCCGCGGCAAUGUUUCAACAUCUAGUGGAAAGCCUUCCCAGAAGACCGGAGUCUGUUAUAGCAGCAAAGGGGGGGACCAACUCCAUAUUAAUGCCCAUGAUUUUGGAAUGAGAUGUUUGACGAGCAGGUGUCCACAUACUUUUGGUAAUGUAGUGUAGGCCAAAUGUAUUAUAUACUAGGUGCUAAACAUUUGAGCCAUUAGGUGGGUGCUUUUGUAAGUUUAAGGUAGUACAACUAGACUACGAGCUUAACAGCACAGUUACUUGAUGUUGUAGAGACCUAGUUGCAUUUUGUAGAGAAACUUGUCUUUGUAAAUACUCCUGGAGAUUGGUAAUAUAUUUUUAUACCUGGAAAUUGUACUGUAGAGGAUUUAUUAUUUCUGCUCCAAUGUUUUUAAAAUGUUUUAAACUGUAAUAAUUGUACAUAAUGCAAUAGGAAAAUAGUUUUGACGGACGAUAUCAAUUCCUUAUUAUUUCUUUAAAGGCUGUUUAAGUACACCCUGCGUUUGUCUGACACUAGCUAGGUAAAUUUUACCCUCGCAGCUUUUGAUGGUCACGAUGACGAGGAAGGUGUAUGUGUUUAUCUUUGUGCUGCUGGCAAUAGACAACAACAGUAUUAACCCCUCUCCAGUCUUCUGUCAGACUGGCUAGCUGACCUCUGCAUUUUAGUGUCCACAGGGAUUAGAGACGAUCAUGUUGAACUAUACAGUAGGACUGUUCUUCACGGUCUGUCUGAACAUCAGAGGUCCAUUUAUAACGUGGCAUCACGGGUCUUUUGAAAUAAAAUGUUUUCAAUAAAAA
Messenger RNA from Oncorhynchus gorbuscha (pink salmon), 3544 nucleotides. RefSeq names its product zinc finger protein AEBP2-like. Gene Ontology annotation, biological process: regulation of transcription by RNA polymerase II. Bases 124 to 1488 code for a protein of 454 amino acids. Gene Ontology annotation, cellular component: ESC/E(Z) complex. NCBI's taxonomy places the organism in Eukaryota, Metazoa, Chordata, Actinopteri, Salmoniformes, Salmonidae. The record is from RefSeq and is a predicted model, not a curated record. The transcript is spliced from 8 exons.